Selaginella moellendorffii is the source of this 1651-nucleotide messenger RNA. RefSeq names its product tryptophan synthase beta chain 1. The transcript has 5 exons. Gene Ontology annotation, molecular function: tryptophan synthase activity. Gene Ontology annotation, biological process: L-tryptophan biosynthetic process. Lineage: Eukaryota; Viridiplantae; Streptophyta; Lycopodiopsida; Selaginellales; Selaginellaceae. The coding region runs from base 37 to 1416 and encodes 459 amino acids. Gene Ontology annotation, cellular component: cytoplasm. The record is from RefSeq and is a predicted model, not a curated record.
UGCAGCUACAGAAGGGCUGAGCUAGGGUUUAUAGCUAUGGCGAUGCGUGCGAUCACCCCCCAGCUCUUCGUCUCUCCCAAUCAGCUCAGCGCGAGUGUGGAGCGAUCGACGAGGAUCGCGCUUCCGCGGCGCAAUCCGGUAGGCGCCCGCUGCGCGAUCUCAGAGAGCACCAUGGCCGCGGAGGAGGUGUUGAAUGCGCAGUAUGGAGGAUUCCAGCGGCCGGAUGCAUUUGGGAGGUUUGGAAAAUUUGGUGGGAAGUAUGUGCCGGAGACGCUCAUGACGGCGCUGGCGGAUUUGGAGGCCGCUUAUCGAUUGCUUGUUGUGAAGCCCGAAUUCCAGCAAGAACUGGCCGGCAUUCUCAAGGACUAUGUUGGUCGAGAAACACCUCUCUACUUUGCGGAGCGCUUGACUCAGUUCUACAAGAAUGCCAAUGGUACUGGACCAGAUAUCUAUCUCAAGCGAGAGGAUCUAAAUCACACUGGUGCUCACAAGAUCAACAAUGCCGUUGGCCAAGCCUUGCUCGCAAAACACAUCGGCAAGAAGCGAAUUAUUGCCGAGACUGGAGCCGGCCAGCACGGAGUCGCCACCGCCACUGUCUGUGCGCGAUUUGGAUUAGAAUGCGUCGUCUACAUGGGUGCGCAAGACAUGGAGAGGCAAGCUCUCAACGUUUUCCGUAUGCGACUCCUCGGUGCCGAGGUCCGGCCUGUUCACUCGGGCACUGCUACUUUAAAAGAUGCAACUUCGGAAGCUAUCCGGGACUGGGUGACGAAUGUCGAAACGACGCACUAUAUCCUGGGCUCUGUCGCUGGUCCUCAUCCAUAUCCAAUGCUGGUGAGAGACUUCCAUACCGUGAUCGGGAAGGAGACCCGGCGGCAAGCUCUGGAAAAAUGGAAUGGCAAGCCGGACGUGCUCGUAGCUUGCGUCGGAGGUGGCUCCAACGCCAUGGGCCUGUUCCACGAGUUUGUGAACGACAACGAUGUCCGGCUAGUGGGAGUGGAGGCUGCUGGCUUUGGCUUGGACAGUGGCAAGCACGCGGCAACACUGACCAAGGGAGAAGUAGGAGUUCUUCAUGGAGCUAUGAGCUACUUGCUACAGGAUGAAGAUGGCCAGAUCAUCGAGCCACAUUCUAUCAGCGCCGGGCUGGACUAUCCUGGUGUUGGGCCGGAGCAUAGCUUCUUGAAGGACAUGGGCCGCGCGGAAUAUCACAGUGUGACAGAUGCCGAGGCCUUGGAAGCUUUCCAAAGGUUAUCAAGGCUUGAAGGUAUAAUCCCUGCGCUGGAGACCUCGCACGCUCUAGCGUUUCUGGAGACUCUGUGCCCGACUCUGGAAGAUGGUUGCAAGGUAGUAGUGAGCUGCAGUGGUCGGGGUGACAAGGAUGUCCAGAGCGCCAUCAAAUACCUCAAGUUUGAAGCUUAGAGAGGGAAUUCAGAGGUCAAUAAACACUUUUUUUGGCACUUACCGAAAAAGCUAAGCACACUCUCGAAAUCACGAUCAUCGCUGGAGUAAAGUUGGCAUCGAGGACCACAUCGCCGCUCGGCAUCGUUUUCCAAUCCGAGCUAACAAAACUUGUUACUCAAAAACUGGAACAAUAAAAAAUUAAAAAAGAAAUAUAAAAAUAAAAUUGUCUGAACCCAGGUUUGAACUGGGGACC